Molecule: messenger RNA, 510 nt
Organism: Vairimorpha ceranae
Lineage: Eukaryota; Fungi; Microsporidia; Nosematidae
Product: ubiquitin-conjugating enzyme e2
Exons: 1
Coding region: 1-510 (169 amino acids)
Biological process (GO): ubiquitin-dependent protein catabolic process; protein polyubiquitination
Cellular component (GO): nucleus
Molecular function (GO): ubiquitin conjugating enzyme activity
Source: RefSeq, a predicted model, not a curated record
AUGUCUAAUAAAAGAAUAACAACAGAACUACAAAAACUCUUUAAUGCUAAAUAUGAUGUAGACUUUAAGAAUAGUACUAAUACUGAAUUCGAUAUAAUUAUUAAUGGACCAGAAGAUUCACCAUUUUCAGGUGCACAAUACAAAGUUCAUUUUCUUAUACCUGAUGACUAUCCUUACAGAAGUCCAUCCAUAGGAUUUGUAACACGAAUAUACCAUCCAAAUGUCGAUGAAACCAGUGGAUCAAUAUGUUUAGAUGUUCUUAAUCAAGUUUGGUCACCAAUGUACGAUCUUUUCAAUAUUGUAGAAAUUUUUUUACCACAACUUCUUGCAUAUCCGAAUCCUAGUGAUCCACUAAACUGUGAGGCAGGGUCACUUUACUUAAACAAUUAUGAAAAAUAUGUCAAGAAAGUGGUUGAAUACAAAAUACGAUAUGGAAUACCUCUAAAAAAAGAAAAUCUUGUUGUAGAAGAAGAAACAAGUAUAAGUUCAUUGGAAGACCUGGAUUUAUAA